AUUCUGGGGCUGGAUCACCUGCCUGCUAACAAGGGCCCCCAUCACUGCGGGCAGGUGGAAUCUUCUGGCCCCUGGCAGGCUGUAGUGGUGCAAUUGUUAAAACGUGCAUAGGCAGUGAACUGGCAUGGAAUACCACUGGGACAGGGAGUGGUGGUGAAAAGUCUCAGGUACCCGAGAGGCUGGGGGAGCAGUCGUAAGGACUGUGGAAGCCCAUGGCCUUUCUCGGGGGCAGUCACAUUGGAGAAAGACAGUGAAAGGCUCUGGGUGAUGAGUCACCACUCCAAGGCUCAGUAUAAAAGCCAGAGGAUCUCCUUGGCAGCCAUGCAAAGAAACUGAACACAGGGAAAACGAGACGAUCAGGUUCCAGAAUUAAUAAGAGUAGCAGGGCCCCAGAGGCUGACCUCUUGACCUUAGUGAGUCGGCUGUGCCAAGGAGGAUCCUGAUUGGGGAGAGUGGGAUUCUGAGACAUCUGAGACUAUCCGGGUCGCUGCCCUCAAAAGUCUCGAAGGGCCAGGUUCUCCCUGAGCCUUCUGGACCCUCACAGGUCUGGCCCCUCUGGCUUCUUAGAGGUUAGUGCUCUGCCUUUGCUCGGAGAAGGAGCUGCAGGUUUUCGCCAAUGGUGCCGCCAGGAGCUGGGCAGCCUGGAAAAAGUGACCCAGAGCACUCAUCCCCGAGCUGGCAGGACGGCUGAUGGCUCGUAGCUGCGUUCUCCUGCAGGAAUUACCUUCAGCUGAAGGAAGCUGGCUCGACCAAAGUCAAGGCAGGGCAACAGGGCCUGUUGUUCAGAUGAAUUCGAUUACAGCCCUGGUGGGAGGACGCCGCAGUGUCGGGAGGUGGCUGGCUGGUCUGAAAUGCCUCAGCGGAUUAUCACUAGACAAAGCUGGGACCAGGGACAAAUGCUGCUGCUCCUGAUGUCGACAUUUUGAUGUUUCUCUUCAUUUCACUGCAGAGGGUGAGGGCUGAGGCUGCCUGAAAAGCUCCCAGUGACACCAUCUUGCAUCCGAAGGACCAGAAAGUCCCCCUCUGGGCAGGUGCUGGGGGGCUCUCCACUGUCGCGGAGUCCAGGGCACCCAAAGCCGGGGCCAGCGGGCCGUGCGUGGGCUCUCUUCCGGAGGCCUUCCACCGGGCCUUCUCUCCGUGGGGCCUUCCCAAGCCGGGGCACCCAGACGUGGCGCUGGCAGCUGGGAUGUCCACACAGAGCGUUCACUACCUGAGGCCCGUGGCCCUGCGCCUGCCGCCUGGGAUCCUAGAGACCCCAAGCUGCCAGCGGCGCCACACACUCCCCGCCAGCGAGUUUCGCUGCCUUACCCAACAGGAUGCUGCCAGCGUGUUUGAGAUUGAGCGCGAAGCCUUCAUCUCUGUCUCGGGCAUGUGCCCCCUGCAUCUGGACGAGAUCCGGAACUUCCUGACCCUGUGUCCAGAGCUGUCCCUGGGCUGGUUCCAGGAGGGCCGCCUUGUAGCCUUCAUCAUCGGUUCACUUUGGGACGAGGAGAGACUCACUCAGGAGUCACUGACAUUGCACAGGCCCGGGGGCCACAUGGCCCACCUGCACGUGCUCGCUGUGCACCGCACCUUCCGGCAGCAGGGCAGGGGUUCCAGCCUGCUGUGGCGUUACCUGUACCACCUGGGUGGCCAGCCAGCUGUGCACCGGGCUGUGCUCAUGUGUGAGGACGCUCUGGUGCCCUUCUACGAGAGGUUCGGCUUCCACCGGGUGGGCCCAUGCUCUGUUACUGUGGGCCCACUGGCCUUCACGGAGCUGCAGUGCUCCCUGCGGGGCCACGCUUCCAUGAGCAGGAACAGCUGCUGAGCUGGCCGGCCACAGCAGUGCAGGUGUGGCUCCCACCCAGCCCUGGGGUCUCCUGGUUGGUCUAAGCUGAGUGUGAAUGGAGGAUUCCCAA
This is a messenger RNA of Rhinolophus ferrumequinum (greater horseshoe bat), 1898 nucleotides long. It is a transcript of the gene AANAT, whose product is annotated as aralkylamine N-acetyltransferase. The transcript is spliced from 6 exons. Bases 1187 to 1807 code for a protein of 206 amino acids. Gene Ontology annotation, molecular function: aralkylamine N-acetyltransferase activity. The record is from RefSeq and is a predicted model, not a curated record. Gene Ontology annotation, biological process: response to light stimulus; melatonin biosynthetic process; circadian rhythm. Gene Ontology annotation, cellular component: cytoplasm. NCBI's taxonomy places the organism in Eukaryota, Metazoa, Chordata, Mammalia, Chiroptera, Rhinolophidae.